GGUGUAACAGAGCUUGCGAUUGGCAGAUGUGCUGUGGGAGGCUGAUGGAGUGAAUAAGAGAAGAGAAGCCUUAUACCCACGGCCCAAAGAUCACCUGUUGACGGGAAGAGGGAAUUUGGGUUUUUUCGAGUGUGGCAGCCUACUGAGACAUCCUUCUGGAUGCCCUCACUAGGCACACGCCCCCUUCUGUUCGGCCCUGUGAAUCAUUGGGCAUACGCCCCCUGCUGUUCAGCCCUGUGAAUUAUCUGGCGUACGCCCCCUGCUGUUCGGCCCGAGGAGGUGCCCGUCCUUGGUGUUUCCACGAGCAUGUUGUAACCUUGGAUCAUCAGGAGGUGGGGAUCCGGCGGUUCUUACGGCGCGCGGCGCGAACCCAACGCCCGAGAUGCCGAAACGGAGAGACAUCCUGGCCAUCGUGUUGAUCGUGUUGCCCUGGACGCUCCUCAUCACCGUCUGGCACCAGAGCGCCAUCGCUCCCUUAUUGGCUAUCCGAAAGGCCUGUCUACACCUAGUAAAAGAAAUCUUUAUCGUACCAGAGAGGCUGGCCAUCCGUCGUCACCGUCUCUCAGAUGACAGGGCCGAGGGCCGGCGGGACUCGGCACAGGGGUCCGACUCCAAGGAGUACUGCUCCUCGGACAAGGACAUCGUGGAGGUGGUGCGGACGGAGUACGUGUACACGCGGCCGCCGCCCUGGUCCGACGUGCUGCCCACCAUCCACGUGAUCACGCCCACCUACAGCCGCGCGGUGCAGAGGGCAGAGCUCACCCGGCUGGCCAACACCUUCCUGCACGUGCCCAACCUGCACUGGAUCCUGGUGGAGGACGCGCAGAGGCGCACGCCGCCGGUGACACGCCUGCUGCGCGAGACGGGCCUGAACUACACGCACCUCAACGUGGAGACGCCGCGCAACUACAAGCUGCGGGGCGACGCCCGCGACCCGCGCAUCCCGCGCGGCACCAUGCAGAGGAACCUGGCCCUGCGCUGGCUGAGGGAGACCUUCAGCGCCAACGGCAGCCAGCCGGGCAUCGUCUACUUCGCCGACGACGACAACACCUACAGCCUGGAGCUGUUUCAGGAGAUGCGCUCGACGCGGAAGGUGUCGGUGUGGCCCGUGGCCUUCGUGGGGGGGCUCCGGUACGAGUCGCCCAAGGUCAACGCCGCCGGCAAGGUCUACGGCUGGAAGACGGUGUUCGACCCCCACCGGCCCUUCGCCAUCGACAUGGCGGGCUUCGCCGUCAACCUGCGCCUCAUCCUCUUCAAGCCGCAGGCCUACUUCAAGCUGCGGGGCGUCAAGGGCGGCUACCAGGAGAGCAGCCUGCUGAGAGAACUGGUCACCCUCAACGACCUGGAGCCCAAGGCCGCCAACUGCACUAAGAUUCUUGUAUGGCACACAAGGACAGAAAAGCCUGUUCUUGUCAAUGAAGGAAAGAAAGGAUUCACAGACCCCAAUGUGGAGAUCUAACCUUGUUUCUGACCUGGCAGCUGAUUUUGGUCACAGAUACAGGGCAUGGGCCCGGUCAUCUGACAGGGGCGGGCAGAAGAGCACAGGACUGACAGUCACAUGUUUAAGAAACGUCCCGCAAGGUCUCCACGAUGCCUGAAGACAACCACCCC
Molecule: messenger RNA, 1611 nt
Organism: Conger conger (European conger)
Lineage: Eukaryota; Metazoa; Chordata; Actinopteri; Anguilliformes; Congridae
Product: galactosylgalactosylxylosylprotein 3-beta-glucuronosyltransferase 1-like
Exons: 8
Coding region: 383-1459 (358 amino acids)
Biological process (GO): carbohydrate metabolic process; chondroitin sulfate proteoglycan biosynthetic process
Cellular component (GO): Golgi membrane
Molecular function (GO): galactosylgalactosylxylosylprotein 3-beta-glucuronosyltransferase activity
Source: RefSeq, a predicted model, not a curated record